AUGUUGAUCAGGAAGACAAAUAAGGGGAAGGACAUUGCCUUGCAUGAGGCAGUGCGAUAUGGGCAUUAUGCUGUGGUGAGGUCAUUGAUUGAGAAAGACCCUAAGUUUACCUAUGGUGCUAAUGAUUCAAGUACCACUCCUCUUUACAUGGCUGCGGAGAGAGGAUUUACAGACUUGGUGGAACUAAUCAUAAAAAAAAGUAGUACUUCGCCCUCUUACCAUGGCUUAAUGGGUAGAACGGCCUUGCACGCUACUGAUCAGAUUCGAGAGCAGUUCGAGUGGGUUAUGCCUGAAACCAAAUCUUUGGAAGCUAAGAAAAGGGAGAGAGAAAAAAAAAGCAGAGCGGACGAGGAGAAAUCCUUGACAGCCUACGACAUGAUUUUGAGGCAUGAGGAGAACAGUAGAGGGGAAAAGGAUAUAUUUAACAAAUUAAUGGACAACAAGAAAAGCAAGGAGGACAAGGAGAAACGCACCUCUGCAUUACGAGAACAAGGCAAAGACCAUUUGAUAGUUUCUGCGCUUAUAACAACAGUAACUUAUGUUGCGGGUUUCACUUUGCCCGGUGGUUACAAUGGUGAUGAUGGCAAGGCAAUUUUAUCAAAGAAAGCAGCUUUCGGAGCAUUUGUUGUGACGGAUACCAUAGCCAUGGUCUCCUCACUAUGCGCUGUAGCAGUGUACCUAAGAGAGCGAGCCCUGCAGGUUGAGCCGUUGUUAGCCUUGGAUAGGCGUUUGUUAGGCUGUAAGAGGAUUGGGGUGACGUCUCAUAAGGUUUGUUAA
Messenger RNA from Vitis riparia (riverbank grape), 777 nucleotides. RefSeq names its product ankyrin repeat-containing protein NPR4-like. Lineage: Eukaryota; Viridiplantae; Streptophyta; Magnoliopsida; Vitales; Vitaceae. The record is from RefSeq and is a predicted model, not a curated record. Bases 1 to 777 code for a protein of 258 amino acids. Gene Ontology annotation, cellular component: plasma membrane. Gene Ontology annotation, molecular function: protein phosphatase 1 binding; protein phosphatase regulator activity. The transcript has 4 exons.